GCUUCCAGGCACCCGGGAUCCAGCGCCGCUGCUCAUAACACCCGCGACCCCGCAGCUAAGCGCAGCUCCCGACGCAAUGGACCUGGCGCUGGCAGCCCAGAUGAGCGAGGCUGUGGCCGAGAAGAUGCUCCAGUACCGGCGGGACACAGCAGGCUGGAAGAUUUGCCGGGAAGGCGUGAGUGAGGAGCUGGGCGGGAAGGGGUCGCGGAGACGGCUUCGUGGAGCCCGGGUCCCCAGAAGCCCCCAAGCCCCUCCUCUCCCCGUUGUUUUCUGCACCCCAAUCCCCUGGACCCGAUUGAGAGGGAUUCCAAUGGGGAUUGUUUUCUUCUUUAAAAAAAAAGAUUGGGCCUGUUAUGCUCACAAUGACUUCAGGUGGUACCGAGGAGAAGGCAUUGUAUAUGGGACACUAGAGGAGGUGUGGGACUGUGUGAAGCCAGCUGUCGGAGGCCUACGAGUGAAGUGGGAUGAGAAUGUGACCGGUUUUGAAAUUAUCCAAAGCAUCACUGACACCCUGUGUGUAAGCAGAACCUCCACUCCCUCCGCUGCCAUGAAGCUCAUUUCUCCCAGAGAUUUUGUGGACUUGGUGCUAGUCAAGAGAUAUGAGGAUGGGACCAUCAGUUCCAACGCCACCCAUGUGGAGCAUCCGUUAUGUCCCCCGAAGCCAGGUUUUGUGAGAGGAUUUAACCAUCCUUGUGGUUGCUUCUGUGAACCUCUUCCAGGGGAACCCACCAAGACCAACCUGGUCACAUUCUUCCAUACCGACCUCAGCGGUUACCUCCCACAGAAUGUGGUGGACUCCUUCUUCCCCCGCAGCAUGACCCGGUUUUAUGCCAACCUUCAGAAAGCAGUGAAGCAAUUCCAUGAGUAAUGCUAUCGUUACUUCUUGGCAAAGAACUCCCGUGACUCAUCGAGGAGCUCCAGCUGUUGGGACACCAAGGAACCUGGGAGCACGCAGAGGCCUGUGUUCACUCCUUGGAACAAGCUGAUGGACUGCGCAUCUCUGAGAAUGCCAACCAGAGGCGGCAGCCCACCCUUCCUGCCUCCUGCCCCACUCAGGGUUGGCGUGUGAUGAGCCAUUCAUGUGCUCCAAACUCCAUCUGCCUGUUACCCAAACACGCCUCUCCUGGCAGGGUAGACCCAGGCCUCUAACCAUCUGACAGAGACUCGGCCUGGACACCAUGCGAUGCACUCUGGCACCAAGCCUUUAUGUGCCCAUCACUCUCGGAGACCACGUUUCCCUGACUGUCAUAGAGAAUCAUCAUCGCCACUGAAAACCAGGCCCUGUUGCCUUUUAAGCAUGUACAGCUCCCUCAGUCCUGUGCUGCAGACCCCCAAAUAUAUUUUUCUGAUAUAGAC
Gorilla gorilla gorilla (western lowland gorilla) is the source of this 1356-nucleotide messenger RNA. It is a transcript of the gene STARD5, whose product is annotated as StAR related lipid transfer domain containing 5. Gene Ontology annotation, molecular function: cholesterol binding; cholesterol transfer activity. The record is from RefSeq and is a predicted model, not a curated record. Lineage: Eukaryota; Metazoa; Chordata; Mammalia; Primates; Hominidae. The transcript is spliced from 5 exons. Gene Ontology annotation, biological process: cholesterol import. The coding region runs from base 77 to 868 and encodes 263 amino acids.